UGGGUGACGCGGAUCGGAAGGGCCUCCUCAUACUUACACCAAAGUCUCAUUUGUGUACAAUCUGAAACUGCCGGUAUAGUAUUUCCGAAUUCACUCAGAGAGGAGCCAUGAAGUGGACCUGGGUGCUGGUGGCCGUUGUGCUGUCAUUUGUGGGGAUCUCUUUGGGCAAAGACAGCUUGGACUUCCCCGAGUAUGACGGCAAGGACAGAGUCCAUGACCUCCACGUCAAGAACUAUAAGUCUGUGAUGAAGAAGUAUGACGCCAUGGUGGUGUACUACCAUGACCACCCCGGAUCCAGCCGCGUCGCCCAGAGACAGUUUGAGAUAGAGGAGUUGUCCCUUGAGCUUGCAGCCCAGGUCCUGGAGGAGUUUGACGACGAGGACAUCGGAGUCGGACUCAUUGAUGCAAAACUCGACAAGGCUUUAGCUAAGAAAUUAGGCCUCGAAGAGUCCGACAGCCUGUACAUCUUCACGGAAGAUGAGGUCAUCGAGUACGACGGAGAGCUUGCAGCAGACACGCUUGUGGAGUUCAUCUAUGAUCUUCUUGAAGACCCGGUGGAAAUUCUUGACAACAGUAGGGAACUGAAAGGCUUUGAGAACAUCGAAGAGGACAUCAAAUUGGUGGGCUACUUUAAGAGUCACAAGUCAGAACAUUUCGAAGCUUUUGCUGAUGCCGCUGAAGAGUUCCAUCCUCACGUCAAGUUCUUUGCAACGUUCAAUCCCAAGGUUGCCAAGGCUCUGGAGCUAAAGCUCAAUGAGGUUGACUUCUACGAACCCUUCAUGGAUGAUCCUGUUGUCAUCCCAGGAAAACCCUACACCGAGGAAGAGCUGGUGAAAUUCAUCGAGGAUAAUGACAGGCCAACUCUGAGGAAGCUGCAACCCCACAACAUGUAUGAGAUCUGGGAGGAUCAUGUUGAUGGUGAACACAUCAUUGCUUUUGCUGAGGAGGCUGAUCCAGAUGGCUAUGAGUUCUUGGAGAUCCUGAAGCAAGUUGCGGAGGACAACACGGACCACCCCCACCUCAGCAUUGUCUGGAUUGACCCCGAUGACUUCCCCCUGCUGGUGCCUCACUGGGAGAAGACGUUUGGAAUCGACCUCUCCUCCCCCCAGAUUGGCGUCGUGGAAGCUGAUGAUGCGGACAGCGUGUGGAUGGACAUGGACGACGGCGAUGACGUGCCAACUGCGGACGAAGUGGAGGACUGGAUUGAGGACGUUCUGUCUGGGGAGAUCGAUCCCGACGACGACGAUGAGGACGAUGACGACGACGAUGAUGAUGAUGACGAUGACGACGACGACGAUGAUGAUGACGACGAUGAUGAUGAUGACGAUGACGACGAUGACGACGACGAUGAUGACGAUGACGACGACGACGACGAUGACGACGACGAUGACGAUGAUGAUUAUUAAUGAAUUGAUCUAAAUCUGACCAAUGCCGUUUCAAGUGGUAUCAUCAAUAUCAGCGACAUCGUCCUUAUCUCUAUCGUAGAUACAGUGGAGCCCGCUUAUGUUGACAACCCACCGAAGUCGACCAACUCAUCAAGUCCCGGCCCUCCGUGUUGUUCCUGGCACUGCCCACUUAAGUCGACGUCGACAUACAUGGUCGACCGCUUCUGUCGACGUAAAAUUCUGUCUGUAAAAAGUCUGUUUAUGUUGACACGCGUUGUCAUUUUGCCAACUUUCCGAAACGACAACAGCGACAUGCCUACUGUCUAGUAACACAGCAUUAAAACGUGCACACAGCGACUUCCUGUUCAGUGCAAAGCAAGCUUCACAAUAAAAGCAUGGCAGUGUCAACCAGCAACUAAGAAAAUACAGUGUUCCCUCGCUCCAUCGCGGUUCACCUUUUUGCACGCUCGCUGUUUUUUUAGUGCUUUUUUAAAAAAUAUUUUUACAGCGUAUGAACGCUGUUACAGACCGAACCUGGCCCUUUAACAAUUGCAUUGUGGGAACUUGAGUUUUGUAGUUCUGUGUGUCUCUAUUCUCCCUCUUUUGUCUGCAUCGCCCAUUGUCUUCUGCGUCCUGAUUGGCUGUAGACCAUUGUCAAUCAAUCUCCUUCGUGCCAUCUCCUGCUGUGGUCAUGGCUACCAAACUAGCUAACCAUGUGAGCUCCCUGCUAACCGCCAAUACUGUAAACAAUAGAAGGAACAGAAGAAGAAAAUACGACGACAGGAGCAAUAUGCUUUAACAAGGAUACAAAAAAGCGAAAUACGCGUGAGUCACUUCAUAAUUUCUUGUGUCCAACCUAGUCGGUCGAUCAUUAAAAUUCAAACGGAAUUUGAACUUUGAGAGUGUUUAAACAAGAGAGAAAUGUGAGAAAAUGUUCAUGCCUCUCUGAAGAAAGUGUAAGGUGAGGGGUUUUACAGCCUGAAAACAUAUAUAAUUGUACAAAAAUAUAGUUGGAUACUUCGCCGGUUUCACUUAUUUCGGGCUAUUUUGGGAACCUAUCCCCCGCGCUAAACGAGGGAACACUGUACACCCAUUUGAAUUCGCCUCCGGAAGAAAGAUUUGCACAUGUACAAAAGUGUUAUCGUGGUAGUCGACACAUAGAGAGGAACGACCACAGCAGCUCUGGUAGAUAUGAGUACAAAAUAAUAGGAUGACUGAAAAAUAUCAACAAACUGCCGUAGGUUCACAAGAAAAUCAGCCAGCUUAUGUCGAUGUCGGCCAGCCAGUCCGAGGGGCGUCAACAUAAACGGGUUCCGCUGUAAUAUCUCUUCAUUAUAUUCUCCAAAUUCCAUGACUCCCGCAGCCCCCGCCCCAUUAACCCCAAGUCCGCACAAUCAAAAGGUGACUUUUAUGACAAAAAUAAACAAAACCCAAGCAAAUUCAAGUCAAAUGCACUCUAGCGCUUUUAUGCGAUUGGUGUUUUAGUACUGGAGAGUUGCAGUGUUGCACCGUGCCACGUUUCAUUUAUGUCCCCUUUGCCCCGGUGCAAAAAACAAACACAGUCCAAUCUAAAGGUGCUCACAGCUUUCUUCACCGACGUGUGUCGAAGUUUCACCAGCUGCCUCUGCCAAGUCAUUGUGACACUGCACAUCACAUGGAUGUUUUAGAGCAACAGCCAUCUUUUAUUUUUGUAACGAGAGAAAUUACUUACUGUGAAGUCUUAAAUAAAUGACAGC
Messenger RNA from Dunckerocampus dactyliophorus (ringed pipefish), 3121 nucleotides. It is a transcript of the gene casq1a, whose product is annotated as calsequestrin 1a. Gene Ontology annotation, cellular component: sarcoplasmic reticulum lumen. Gene Ontology annotation, biological process: regulation of skeletal muscle contraction by regulation of release of sequestered calcium ion. NCBI's taxonomy places the organism in Eukaryota, Metazoa, Chordata, Actinopteri, Syngnathiformes, Syngnathidae. The transcript has 11 exons. The coding region runs from base 108 to 1406 and encodes 432 amino acids. The record is from RefSeq and is a predicted model, not a curated record. Gene Ontology annotation, molecular function: calcium ion binding.